Messenger RNA from Coffea arabica (coffee), 2309 nucleotides. RefSeq names its product probable inactive receptor kinase At4g23740. Gene Ontology annotation, biological process: protein phosphorylation. NCBI's taxonomy places the organism in Eukaryota, Viridiplantae, Streptophyta, Magnoliopsida, Gentianales, Rubiaceae. The record is from RefSeq and is a predicted model, not a curated record. Gene Ontology annotation, molecular function: protein kinase activity; protein binding; ATP binding.
AUUCUUUUCUUUUUUUCGUCUGAUUUCCCACCAAAAAAAUGAAAAUGGCUCUCUUUAUCGCGAGGAAAAGCAGGCCUUUUAUCCUCUCUCAUUCUGGAAAAAGUACUCUCCUAUACUUGGUUUUGGCACUCAACCCGAAAGUAAAAGAGCAAAGAACAAAAAGAAAAGCUCUGAUUCUAAACCCAGACAUCUUCCUUUAAAAUAUCCCCUUUGACCCAACGCCUUAUUUCAAACCCUGCGGCCUCCAAUUUUUUCCAAGCCCAUUCCCAGAAUCCCACAUCACUUUCCCCGACACCAGUCUUGAAAUUUGACUCGUUUCCUCACUUCCUCAACUUCUUCUUGUGUUAUUUAUUCAUCUACUAUAUUAAUCCUUGCCUGCGUUCAUUUGUUGGAGCUUCAAUCGAUGCAUCAAAACAGAAAAAUGUGUUCUUUGAAAUAGUUUACUUUGAACCCAAAGAAGCAAUCUUGACAUGGAGAGACAAAGAUUGUACAUUUUCUCUUUAAUCUCGUCGGCAUUGUUUUUGCUGUCACAAGGGAUCGUCAGGGCUACUCUGGUGGACAAUGACAAGCAAGCAUUGCUUGAUUUUGAAAAAAAGCUUCCCCAUUUGAGGUCUUUGAACUGGGACGAGGACUCUCCAGUUUGCAAGAACUGGACUGGAGUGAGCUGUAAUGAAGAUGGUUCAAGAGUAAUAUCGUUAAGAUUACCCGGGGUUGGCUUUCAUGGCCCUAUUCCAACAAAUACACUUAGCCGUUUAUCAGCAUUGCAGAUCUUGAGCCUCAGAUCCAAUUUCAUCAAUGGAACUUUCCCUUUGGACUUGGGUAAACUUAGGAACCUGUCAUAUCUUUAUCUUCAGUUUAACAACUUCACAGGUCCACUGCCUCGGGAUUUUUCUGUUUGGAAAAAUCUUACUGGUAUUAAUUUCUCUAAUAAUGGGUUCAAUGGCAGCAUUCCCUCUUCUAUUUCUAGUUUGAGGCAGCUUAGUUCUUUAAAUCUUGCUAAUAAUUCACUUUUGGGAGAAAUUCCAGACCUGAAUUUGCCUAAUUUGCAGCUACUCAAUUUGUCAAACAACAAUCUCAGUGGUGCUGUGCCUAAAUCUUUGCAAAAGUUUCCAAAAUCUGCUUUUCUUGGAAACAAUGCAUCUCUGUUGGAGUAUUCUGUUACUAGCUCUCCUGCUGUUUCACUUCCUAAAGAACCAAUUUUGAAGUCUAAGAAUACUGGGAAAUUGAGUGAGAGGGCUUUGCUUGGAAUCAUAAUUGCUGUUAGUGUUCUGGGGCUUCUAGGUUUUGCUUUUCUGUUGCUUGUUUGCUUGUUAAGGAGGAAAAUUGAGGAUGGUUUUCCUGGCAAGCUUGAGAAAGGAAACAUGUCACCGGAGAAAGUGAUUUCCAGGAGUCAAGAUGCGAAUAAUAAAUUAGUUUUCUUUGAGGGCUGUAAUUAUGCAUUCGAUUUGGAGGACUUGUUAAGGGCUUCUGCCGAGGUGUUGGGGAAGGGAACAUUUGGUACUGCUUACAAGGCAAUAUUGGAGGAUGCAACCAUGGUGGUGGUGAAGAGGCUGAAGGAGGUGGGAGUUGGAAAAAGGGAGUUCGAGCAACAAAUGGGGGUGGUGGGGAGCAUAAAGCAUGAGAAUGUCAUCGAGCUAAGAGCGUAUUACUACUCAAAGGAUGAGAAGCUUAUGGUCUAUGAUUAUUACAGUCAAGGAAGUCUUGCUGCGAUGUUACAUGGAAAAAGAGGAGAAAACAGGCCUCCUUUAGAUUGGGAAACCCGACUAAGGAUAGCCGUUGGUGCGGCAAGAGGCAUUGCUCGAGUCCACAUUGAGAAUGGUGGAAAGCUAGUUCAUGGCAAUGUCAAGUCCUCCAACAUCUUUCUCAACUCUCGGCAAUACGGCUGCGUAUCAGAUCUUGGUCUGUCAACAGUGAUGAGCUCGUUGGCCCCAUCAAUCGCUCGUGCUGCUGGUUAUCGUGCCCCGGAAGUGAUGGACACUCGGAAAGCAACCCAAUCUUCUGAUGUCUACAGCUUUGGCGUGAUGUUACUUGAGCUCCUCACUGGCAAGUCACCUAUCCAUACGACCAGUGGGGAUGAGAUUGUACACCUGGUCCGCUGGGUUCACUCAGUAGUUAGAGAAGAGUGGACAGCAGAGGUGUUUGACCUGGAGCUAUUAAGGUAUCCAAACAUAGAGGAGGAACUGGUGGAGAUGUUACAGAUAGCUAUGGCAUGCGUGGUGAGAAUGCCGGAUCAGAGACCUAAAAUGUCAGAGGUUGCUAAAAUGAUUGCGAAUGUCCGGCCAACAGCUUUUCGAAAUAGAUCAUCUGGC